This is a messenger RNA of Pelecanus crispus (Dalmatian pelican), 882 nucleotides long. NCBI's taxonomy places the organism in Eukaryota, Metazoa, Chordata, Aves, Pelecaniformes, Pelecanidae. The record is from RefSeq and is a predicted model, not a curated record.
AAUGGGAAGUGCAUCCCGGAGGCGCUGCUUUGCGACAACAACAACGACUGCACGGAUGGCUCGGAUGAGCUCAACUGCUUCAUCAAUGAGUGCCUCAACAAGAAGCUGAGCGGCUGUUCCCAGGAGUGUGAGGACCUCAAGAUCGGAUACAAGUGCAGAUGCCGUCCCGGGUUCCGGCUGAAGGACGAUGGGAAGACGUGCAUUGACAUCGACGAGUGCUCCACCACCUACCCCUGCAGCCAGAAGUGCAUCAACACUCUGGGGAGCUACAAGUGCCUGUGCAUAGAGGGCUACAAGCUCAAACCUGACAACCCCACCAGCUGUAAAGCUGUCACAGAUGAAGAGCCAUUCCUCAUCUUUGCCAACCGAUACUACCUGCGGAAGCUCAACCUGGAUGGCUCCAACUACACGCUGCUCAAGCAGGGGCUGAACAAUGCAGUGGCUCUGGAUUUUGACUAUCGGGAGCAGAUGAUCUACUGGACAGAUGUCACCACGCAGGGCAGCAUGAUCCGCCGCAUGCACAUCAACGGGAGCAACGUUCAGGUUCUUCACCGCACUGGCCUCAGCAACCCUGACGGGCUGGCUGUGGACUGGGUGGGAGGCAACCUGUACUGGUGCGACAAAGGCCGGGACACCAUUGAAGUGUCGAAGCUCAACGGCGCCUACCGCACCGUGCUGGUGAACUCGGGCCUGCGUGAGCCCCGGGCGCUGGUGGUGGAUGUGCAGAACGGUUACCUAUACUGGACAGACUGGGGAGACCACUCCCUGAUCGGGAAGAUCGGCAUGGAUGGCACCAACCGCAGCGUCAUCGUUGACACCAAGAUAACUUGGCCCAAUGGCCUCACCCUCGACUACAUCAACAGCCGGAUCUACUGGGCCGAU